UAAAAAAGUGGUGAGGGGGUUCCAAAGCCGGUCGCAGGAUUCAGGCGUUUUCUUUGUCGCACAAGUGGCGUGGCUCGUUUAAGCCGGUAGUUGAGGCGCUGAGGGCAGCUCUAGUGGGAGUGUUCGAGGAUUCGUUUUGUUGAAGUUCGCUGCUAAAGAUGGCAGAUCCUGAUGUCCUUACCGAGGUUCCCGCAGCAUUGAAGAGGUUAGCCAAGUAUGUGAUCCGGGGGUUUUAUGGCAUUGAGCAUGCUUUGGCCUUGGACAUCUUGAUCCGGAACCCCUGUGUCAAAGAGGAGGAUAUGCUGGAGCUGCUCAAGUUUGAUCGGAAGCAACUUCGAUCAGUUUUGAAUAAUUUAAAGGGAGACAAGUUCAUCAAAUGCAGAAUGAGGGUAGAGACUGCUGCAGAUGGGAAAACCACUCGCCAUAACUACUACUUUAUUAAUUAUCGCACUCUUGUUAAUGUGGUAAAGUAUAAAUUGGACCACAUGAGACGGAGGAUUGAAACUGAUGAGAGAGAUUCCACCAACCGGGCUUCCUUCAAAUGUCCUGUCUGUAGUAGUACUUUUACAGACUUAGAAGCUAAUCAGCUCUUUGAUCCCAUGACAGGAACUUUCCGCUGUACUUUUUGCCAUACAGAGGUAGAAGAAGAUGAAUCAGCAAUGCCCAAAAAAGAUGCACGCACACUUUUGGCAAGAUUUAAUGAACAAAUUGAACCCAUUUAUGCUUUGCUUCGGGAAACAGAGGAUGUGAACUUGGCCUAUGAGAUACUUGAGCCAGAACCCACAGAAAUACCAGCUUUGAAACAAAGCAAGGACCGGGCAGCAACUACUGCAGGAGCUGCUGGCCUGCCAGGUGGGCACCACCGGGAAGCAUGGGCCAGCAAAGGUCCCUCCUAUGAGGACCUAUACACUCAGAAUGUUGUCAUUAACAUGGAUGACCAAGAAGAUCAUCGAGCCUCACUGGAGGGGAAAUCUGCCAAAGAGAGACCCAUUUGGUUGAGAGAGAGCACUGUCCAAGGAGCAUAUAGUUCUGAAGAGAUGAAGGAAGGUGGUAUAGAUAUAGACGCAUUUCAGGAGCGUGAGGAGGGCCGUGCAGGGCCAGAUGAUAAUGAAGAGGUCAUGCGAGCACUACUCAUUCAUGAGAAGAAGACCCCCUCAGCCACAGCAGGCUCAGUGGGGGCAGCUGCUCCCGUGACCACUGCCAAUGGCAGUGACUCAGAAAGUGAGACCAGUGAGUCAGACGAUGACUCCCCACCUCGACCAGCAGCUGUGGCAGCGCAUCAUCGGGACGAGGAUGAGGAGGAGGACGAUGAGUUUGAGGAAGUAGCAGAUGAUCCCAUUGUUAUGGUGGCUGGCCGUCCGUUCUCCUACAGUGAAGUGAGCCAGCGGCCAGAGCUGGUGGCCCAGAUGACACCAGAGGAGAAGGAAGCAUACAUAGCAAUGGGACAACGCAUGUUUGAGGACCUUUUUGAUUAGGUAAAAUGUGGGGAUAAUGUCAGCAAUGGUAGUGGGGAACUGAGAUGUUUUUGACUACUUGAGACGAAAGCUGCGGUGUUGGAAGUGCUGCUGACUCCUAGGGGACUGAGGGAACUGAGGACCCUGCAGAGCUGUUCCAGAGAUGGAGGAGCUAAGAGCUGAUCCUAAAUCAGGUUUGGAAGCCCACUAUGCUUCUUCCUAUGCAUUGUAUUAAUAUAUAGUGUAUGCGAAAUUGCUUAUGUGUUUAUCAUUUGCAUCACCUUCUUGCUAGAAUGUAAGCUCCGUGAGGGCAGAGAAUUUAUCUUUCUUGCUCAUGGUAGUGUUCUGGCUCCCAUCUCUGACUCGGUGCCUGGCACAUAGUAAGUAGUCAUCAAUACAUAUUGAAGGACUACACAAUUAUGUUUGUUCAGGCCAGGGGUAAACUGUGGCCUUUAUAUAAAAGAUAGUUAUUUUCAGUUUCUGUUGUUACUUGUAUACCUAAUGUUUGUGAUGCUGUUUUGUAUUUAUUGUCUCCCUUUUGGAAUGCUUACAGGUGGUGAGUGCUGAUCUGCAUAGCAAAGGGCAUUUUCCCGGCAACUGGUGAAACCAUCCAACCAAAAGUACAUAUGACAAUUAAAUCUAACCUAAGGCUUACGUGUGAAUUUGUUCACUUAGUCUGUGUUAAGGUCAUUUUUUGAAGAGGAAGUUUGUAAGAACAAAGAACAUGCUAUUUCUUCAAUUGGGGGUAUUAUUUGUCUCAUAAUAAAAUUGAUGUUACUGUGGUUUUCUUCGUGAUAUCAAAGACCCG
This is a messenger RNA of Mustela erminea (ermine), 2262 nucleotides long. RefSeq names its product general transcription factor IIE subunit 1 (gene GTF2E1). The record is from RefSeq and is a predicted model, not a curated record. NCBI's taxonomy places the organism in Eukaryota, Metazoa, Chordata, Mammalia, Carnivora, Mustelidae. Bases 159 to 1475 code for a protein of 438 amino acids. Gene Ontology annotation, biological process: transcription open complex formation at RNA polymerase II promoter; transcription initiation at RNA polymerase II promoter. Gene Ontology annotation, cellular component: transcription factor TFIIE complex. The transcript is spliced from 6 exons.